Colletotrichum gloeosporioides is the source of this 2400-nucleotide messenger RNA. RefSeq names its product putative 5-methyltetrahydropteroyltriglutamate--homocysteine methyltransferase. The annotation marks the transcript as partial. The transcript has 3 exons. NCBI's taxonomy places the organism in Eukaryota, Fungi, Ascomycota, Sordariomycetes, Glomerellales, Glomerellaceae. The record is from RefSeq and is a predicted model, not a curated record.
CUUGUCGGCGUACUUGGUGCGGAAGUACUUGGCGGCGUUGACCAUGUUGGUCAGCGCAGCCUUGGUCUCGGCCCACUGGCGGGUCUUCAGACCGCAGUCGGGGUUGAUCCAGAGCUGCUCAGGGCGGAGACCGUUGUUAAGCAUCUCCUCGAUGCGGGUCUUGAUCUCCUCCUCGGAGGGAACACGAGGAGAGUGGAUGUCGUAGACACCAGGGCCGAUGUGGCGGGGGUAGGCCUUCUCCUCGAAGACACGGAGGAGCUUGGCGUCAGACUUGCUGUUCUCGAUGGACAGGACAUCGGCAUCGAGGGCAGCGAUGGCGUGGAAGAAGUCCUGGAACUCGGAGUAGCAAAAGUGAGAGUGGAUCUGAGUGGAGUCCUCGACACCGGCGGUGGACAGCUUGAAGGAGUCAACAGCCCAGGCGAGGUAAGCCUCACGCUCCUUGCCGGAGCGGAGAGGGAGACCCUCACGGAGAGCAGGCUCGUCGACCUGGAUGACGUAGAUGCCGGCGGCCUCGAGGUCGACGACCUCGUCGCGGAGAGCCAGAGCAAGCUGCUGGGCCUGGACGGACUGGUGAACGUCGUCACGGGGGAAAGACCAGCGCAAGCAGGUGAUGGGACCAGUAAGCAUGCCCUUCAUGACGCGCUUGGAGUGAGCAGCAGCGUACUUGGACUCCUUGACGGUCAUGGGCUGGUUGUUGCGGCGAGAGAUGUCACCGACAACGAUGGGGGGACGGACGCAGCGGGAUCCGUAGGACUGGACCCAGGCGUGGGUGGUGAAGACGUAACCGUCCAUGCGCUCACCGAAGUACUGAACCAUGUCGUUACGCUCGGGCUCACCGUGGACGAGGACGUCCAGGUCAAGCUCGUUCUGGAUGGCGAUGACAUCGUCCAUCUCCUUCUCGAUGAACUUCUCGUACUGCUCAGCGGUAAUCUCACCCUUGGUGAACUUGUUGCGCUGGAUACGGAUCUCCUUGGUCUGGGGGAAGGAGCCGAUGGUGGUGGUAGGGAAGAGAGGAAGGUUCAGGUGCUUCUUCUGGGCAGCAAUACGAGUGGGGAACUCAGACUUGCGGUUGUGCAUCUCAGGGGUGACCUCAGACUGGCGCUUCUUGACGUUAGGGUCGUUGGUGCGGGCAGACGUAGCGCGGGACUGGAUGUCCUUGGCGUUGGCAUCAAGCUGGGCCUGGACGGAGGCAGCGUUGGUGAUGGCCUUGGCAAUGGUGGCAACCUCAACGGCCUUCUCGGAGGCGAAGGAGAACCAGGCGUAGACCUCCUCAGGGAGCUUCUUCUCGGAGGUAAGAGUGUGGGGGGUGUGGAGGAGGGAAGAAGAGGUGGCGACGAUGACACGGUCCUCGCCGAGCUUGGCAAUAGCCUGCUUGACGGUGUCAAUGGCGCGAGAGAAGUUGGUCUUCCAGAUGUUACGGCCGUCGACGACACCGGCGGACAGGAUCUGCUUGGGGCCGAGCUUCUCAACGACGGGGCCGAGCUGCUCGGGGUUGCGGACAAGGUCGACGUGGAGGCCGUAGACGUUGCUGAUGGAGGGGAGGACGUCAAAGUUGUGGACGAUGUCACCGAAGUAGGUGGCCAGAACCAGCUUGGGGAGGCCGGCGGCGGUGAGAGCCUCGUAGGCGGGCUUGAAGGCAGCCUUGGACUUCUCGGGGAGGUCGAAGACGAGGAUGGGCUCGUCAAUCUGGACAGUCUCGGCACCAGCGGCCUUGAGCUGCUUCAGGAGCUCAACGUAGACGGGGACGAGCUUGUCGAGCAGAGAGAUGGGGUCAACGGACUGGCCACGGUCGGGCUUUCCCAGGUGGAGGAAAGAGACGGGGCCGACAAGGACGGGGCGGGUGAUGAUGCCGGCCUCCUUGGCCUCGUUGAACUCAACAACGGGCUUGGGGUUGGCAGCGAGCUUGAAGGUCUGGCCAUCCUGGAGGGUAGGCUUGACAUAGUGUAUUUGUUUUACGUUAUGAGAUUUUUUCAUCGCCCGUGCAUGAGCGGGGGCGGGGGCGGGGCUUACCAGAGAGGGGACGUCGAUGCCGUCCUUCUGGUGGCCGCGGCCCAUGGCGAAGUACUCGUCAAUGGGCUCAAGCUUGGUCUCGGCGUAACGGGGAGGAAUGGCCUGAGGCAGGUUGUCAGCUUGAUGAUGGGCUUAGUGAGAUUUCGGGAGCUGGAUGUGGUCAAGGACCUGGUCGUAGAAGGCAAAGUCGUUGGAGGGGAUGAUGUCGACACCGGCAUCCUUCUGGAUCUUCCAGUGGGCGAGACGCAGUCUCUUACCCUCAGCGAGGAGCUCAUCGCGAGAGAGCUUGCCGGCCCAGUAAGCCUCGUUGGCCUUCUUGAGGUCACGGUUCACACCCAUGCGGGGGAAACCAAGAACCGAGGACUGAACCAUCUUGAAUGCUGUUGCUGA